CUCCACACUAGCCCAGUAGCCUUUGACCUAGCCGCCACCUCUGCCUCUCUGCGCGGCUGCCCUCACAUUCCAGUAAAAGGGCUGAAACCUGAGCCCGUGGUGAGCUCAUCGCCCGGGCCACGGAAUCAAGAGUUAAAUGAUACCAAAAAACAGAGAGAGAAGAGAAAACGGAGAGAGGGGAAGGAAGGGGGGAGAGAGGCAGGCAGGACAGGUCUGGAACUGGUUCUGUGUGUCUGCUCGCCGGAGCUCCUCGGGGGUUAAGUUACAGCAGAGAAAGCGAGGAGGAAGAGGAAGAAGAAACUGCUGGCGUCUUUGAAUUCUCUCUGCCUUUGUCUGUCUCCUUUCCCUCCUCACGCUGCCUCUCAGUGGCCUGACUGACUGCUGCCUGCAGUUUCCUCUUGACACACUCCAGCGAGCCCGCCGACGCUCCAUCCGCGCUUUCAAGUUAACGAGCCCCGUCGGUCUGGUCCUUGUGUCUGGGAGCCGGGCCGGGAUGUGAGUGUAAUGCCGUGAGGUCGCGCUCUCGGCUCUUCCUGUGUCUCUGUUGUUCUCUGACCCUGCCAUGACCACCGAGCGCCCAGAGACGGUCUCUGGAUCCAAAUGUCACCCCCCUUGGACUCUGCCCUGGUCGGGGACCAGCAGUGUGUGACAGACAGGCGAGUGGAGCCUGGGGUGGCUCUCUACUGUGUGGCUUCAAAUUGGCCCUGGCUGAGCCCUGCAUGGAGCAACGAGUGAAGAGUCCUGCUAUGGUCUGAUGUCUCAGCAUGGAUGGAGUCAGUCAGAGGACUGGCCACCACUAAUGAGACCAUCGCUCUUCAGCUGAGGACUAGCAUUUACAGGAUUACUCCCACGGUUUCCUGCUCUUUUCCCAGCUAACUGCAUCAUUACCAAACUCCCCUAGUUGGACUUUUCGUGGGGCUGGUUUUCAGUGGAUAUAUCAUUGCCUUUCUGAUUUUCAUUUUUGUUUAAUUACCUCACGGUUCUUUUUUAUUGUUGGUUUCCCUUUUCCUGUUUUGUUUUUCCACUAUGGAGUUUCUGGCUGGACCUUGGAAUAAAGAUUGGGCUUCAUUCUUGCAAUUUUGGUUGACUGUCAUUCUAAGCCUCCAAAUGCAAUUCAGCCCGGGCGCAUCUUGCCCGGAAGAGUGUCGUUGUGACAUGCCGUUUGUGUACUGCAAUGAACGCAGCCUGACGUCAGUGCCUCUGGGGAUAAAGGACGGCUUCAAGGUCCUCUUCCUACAUAACAACCAGAUAAACAAUGCUGGCUUCCCUUUGGAACUUCACAAUGUGGCCACUGUGGAGACCGUGUAUCUCUACGGCAACCAGCUGGACGAGUUUCCCAUCAAUCUGCCCAAAAACACCAAGAUCCUGCAUCUUCAGGAGAACAAUAUCCAGACGAUCUCCAGGGCAGCCCUGGCCCAGUUGACGAAACUAGAGGAGCUGCACCUUGAUGAUAACUCAAUCUCCACAGUGGGGGUAGAAGAAGGGGCCUUUAGGGAGGCAAUAAGCCUCAAACUCCUCUUCCUCACCAAGAACCACUUAAGCAGCGUUCCCAUCGGGCUUCCCGAGGACCUGAAAGAGCUGCGGUUGGACGAGAACCGCAUUGCUCACAUUGCAGAGGAGGCCUUUCAGAAUGUGACACGCCUGCAGCGCCUCCUGCUGGACGGGAACCUGCUGACGGAUGAGGGCAUUGCGCCAGGUACCUUCCAGGAACUGGCCACCCUCCGUGAGCUGGCCCUGGCCCGCAAUUCACUCACCUUCCCCCCUCCACUGCUACCCAGCCAGUCACUGGUCAAACUCAGCUUGCAGGAGAACCAGAUUGACCAGAUCCCUGUGGCAGCCUUCGCUGAGCUCAACAGGCUGGAAAAACUGGAUGUCUCCACCAACCAGCUUCAGACUCUUACACAGGGUGUGUUCGAUGGCCUGUCGAGCCUGAAGCAUCUCAUGGUGCGAAAUAACCCCUGGCGUUGUGACUGUUCUGUGAAAUGGGUGGUGGUGUGGCUCAAGUCUUUGCCCUCAUCCAUCAAUGCCAGAGGCUUCGUGUGCCUGAGCCCAGACAAGGUGCGUGGCAUGGCAAUCAGAGAACUCACGCUGGAUAUUAUAGAGUGCCCAGUUGAUGCUGACCAACCGCCCUGGCCCACCCUCCGCUCCACACCUCCUCCCCCACCCACAACCACCCCUAUCACCACCAUGAUUUCCACCCUCAUCACCACAUCCAUCCCUUACUACUUUGACUCACCUUCCCCUCCCUUACCCCCAAUCCAUAACAACCCUCCUGGGCCCCUUCCUCCGUAUGAGGACCCCCUUCAGAUCUCCUUCCAUGUGGUCAACUCUACCAGUAUCGAGGUGAGCUGGGCUUCCUAUUUCACCGUCACAGCCUACAAGGUCACUUGGGUCAAAAGGGGCCAAAGCCAAAUAAACGAAGGAAUGCAGGAGAGGACGGUGAGCGGAGACCGGCGGCACAUUAGCCUCACGCACCUGGAGCCUCGGUCCGUGUAUCGGAUCUGCGUGCACGUGCUGGACACCCUAAACUCCUACAGACCCGGAGAGGAUACUAUAUGCAAUGAGGCCAGGACCAAGGCUGUUGCAUCUACUAAGCCUCCGGGAAGAGAGCAAGCUCCUCAGGAGAGCAUCAACUCCACGCUGCUAAUGGCUGGGAUCAUAGGCGGGGCAGUGCUAAUCAUUCUGGUAACGCUGCUCAGCCUGUUCUGUUGGCACAUGCACAGGAAGAGUCGGUCGUCUUCGACCAAGUGGAAAUACAACCGGGGCAGGAGAAAAGACGACUAUGGCGAGGCUGGAACCAAGAAGGAUAACUCCAUUCUGGAGAUGACUGAGACCAGUUUCCAGAUAGUGGCGCUGAACAAUGAGCAGCUGCUCAAGGGAGAUUUCCGCAUUCAGCCUAUCUACACGCCCAACGGGGGCAUUGGAUUUAGAGACUGUCACCUCAGUAACAACAGCAUAGCCUACUGCAAGAGCAGCAACGUGCCCAGUACAGAGUUCUGCCACACGUGAUGCAGCAGCAAAUAGUACAGCGGCAUUCACACACACAUACCAGAAACACUUAUUACAUGCAUAAAUACACACACAUAUUUGUGAAGACAACAAAAAACAUAAAAAUUCUAGUGAAAUAUAACUGUACUAUAUAUAUUUCCAAGUUCUGUCUACAAUGUAAUUUAUACUGUGGAUAAUAAUGUGGGAUUCUCUGCUAUCUUUUUUAUUCUUAGAAAAAGAGAUACAAGUGUUUCUUUUUUUAUAACCAGCAGGGUUUUGAAAGUUGUUUUAAUGGUCAGUACUGUACAUGAACAUGGAUUUGUACAAUCACGGCACCCUGGGUGUAGCUUCUGUCCGCCUUGGAAAUGUUGGGGCGCUUAGAGGGCUGGGAUCCUUUGCUAACCACAGAAGCAAAAAUAUGGCCUUUUUGCUCUUUGAAACACUGCAAACCCUCCCCGGUACAACAGAACAGUAGUAAAGACAACACAGCACAGGGGAAAUCCAAACACUGCUGAUUAGAGCGCUGUGGAAAUAUAGCACUGGUUCAAUACUGGUAUGUUGUAAAAAAGAACUGAAGUGCACUUUCUUAUUAAUGGAAGCGAGGCAGGAAAUGAGCAGAGGUGGUGAUCACAUGGAAGGGAUUGUGGACGUGGUGUAGGGAGAAUGUCAUCGCUGCUGUUGAAAGCGAGAUUUCCCAAAAGUGCCUUAAUAAUAAAAGCAUCUUUGUUCUACUGGUUUAAAGUGGAACAAAGGUGGGCUAAGACACUUUUUGGAAAACUCUGAAUAAGGAUGUGUCAUUUUCAGCACAUUUGUUAUGGGUUUUUUUGUAUAUUUUUUUUAGAAAGGAGGUGCAGUUAUUAACAUGAAUUUAAAAAGGAACAAAGGAUUACUGUCCCUAAUGAGGUGCAUGGAUGUGCUGAGACUCGCAGAUCCUUUUGAAGAAAUUCCCUAAUUUGUUCUGCUUCUUUUUUUCCCUGUUUUGGCAAGUGAGGCCACAAGGGGGCAGUUUCCCUCAGCGUCGUGUGUGGGACACAGAGAGGGCAAGACAGACAGAGAGAAGAAAAAAAAAAAGCUGCAUAGAUCACUUUACCUCCACCAUUCCCCUCGAGUCCAUUACCCAGACGACAUUACUCAUGCUCAAACAGCAUUGUUUAGAGUAUUAUUGCUCAUCGAGCAACUUAAUGAUGUGGAAUCAUUUAAAACUAACAGUGUUUUCUAUGUUUGGUGGCUAAAUGAUAUGGAUUUUCACCACUGCGGUCUGUAAUGAGGGGAGGGGGGGGACCUGUGUUUCUCUUUGUGUGUGUGUGUGUGUGGAGAGCGUGAUGAGUUUUGAGAAAGCACACACAUAAUUAUACACCCACUUAUUUCAACCUUGUCCCAGUGUUCAUUAGGCUUCUUGAUAAAUUAGGAAAUUACAACAAUAAGAUGGCGCUCCGCCCAUGAUCCUCACAAUGCUGCACAGUUGUGACUGAGCAGCUCAUCUAGCGUCUCAUCAUUUACCCUUUUGUCCACGUUUAUGAGACUUAAUUUAUGGUUUGCUCACCUCAACAAUGCACCUGCUCACUUCACACCAUUAGUUUCCACAAUGAUGAUCCUCACCGUAUCUACCCUCAUUUUCUGUCUUCCUCUCCCUGUCUGUCUCACUGUCUGUCUCUGCAUGGGCUCAAUUAAAACACUUUCCCUGCCCUUCAGCUCUCAGGCUGUGGUGGCAGCUCUUUGCAUGUGAGGUGCUAGUGAGAGGUCUUCAUUAUGCACUUCUUAAGAAGACUUUAUUUGAUUUGACAAGAUUUUAUUCGGAGGGGCCAAGCUUAAAGAAUUCCCACCGCCGACCCCUCCGCCGACCCCCCUUUCCUCAUAAUCCUCGACCAAAAAAGGGAGAAAAAUAUGUAGACCUUAUUUUCACUUGGCUGCAUGGAGCUCACGCUGGGAGAGAGUGUGUGUUAACUCUUUGUGAGGUGCACAGAUUGAGCUGCUCUAACAUACACGGUGGAGAAUGGAUGCAAACUAGGCUGAGCAUUUUAAGUGAAAUGAUUUUUAAGGGCUUGUACUCGAGUUAUUCCAGAGUGUCGAGAUUAUCUCUGAGAGGAUUUAUCUCAGCAGUCGGGACAUCUUAAAAGUAGCUGCACUUACUGUAAUUCCAGCAAUCACAUGGACUUUAAUUUAAGGUGAUGCACAGCCCCGGUGUUGAGAAUCUGUUCAACCAAGACAACGCAUUAAAAAUCACAAUGAAUGAAAUCUGUCUUAACGCGUCAUUUAGUGUCAUGUUAUUAUCUUGUUUUUAAUAAGACAGCUGAACUAUUUUUGACCCAUUUCUUUGAUAUCCUUUUUUUAGAGGCAAAUGGAAAUUUAAAAAUCUCUGAUCGAGAAAACAUUUAAUAUAUUUCAAAAGUUCAAUUUUGGAAAACAUUUUUUCACUUUCUUGCUUUGAGUUAUUUGAAGAGGUUUAUACCACUCUCAUGUCUGGAACAAACGUCAACCUUCAGUCACAGUUUUGAACAUGGUUCAAUCAAAAGUUUGUUUUAGGUUUAGGCUACAAAAAUGCUUGGGUUAAGUUAAGGAAGCAAAACUACAUGUUAAGAUAAUAGCUACUGCUACAGAAGUAGACAUGUUAAUUACGUAGGUGACGUAAAAACGUAACAAAGCUACACACAGAAGUUCAAAUGCAUAUCUAACUUAUGAUGUUGACAUUCUGUUUUACUGGGGGACAUGAACAUCAAACUCUUGUCAUUCUUUAUACCCCAUAUACUUGGUUUCCAUCCUAAUUACUACCACUAGAGGUUGCUGUCUAACAAUAAACGUAAAAUAACAAACGUCAUUUUCUGGGGCAGCACAGUCUCCCAUUUGCGUGAGUUAGGCAGAGUCAGGCACUGCCAAGAUGGCACUUUCGGCUGGUUAGCUUAGCUUAGCAUGAAGACUGAAAACUGGUAAACGGGUAGUCUGACUCGAACCAAAAUGUCACUUUUACAUUUUAUCUUGUUUGUUUCAUCUGUGCUAAACAACAAAUUAUGUUAAAUAGUGAGUUUUGGAGGUGUUUGUUGGUGGAUUUUGUUAGUCCAGCUAGCUGUUUGCACCUGUCUCAAGUCUUAAAGCUAAGCUAAGCUAAGCUAACCUGCUGCUGACUGCUGUUGUGGACUUAUUUAGCAUACAGACAUUAAGACGGGUAUUAUCUUCUUAUUAUGUUAUCAUCUAACUCUUGGCAAGAAAGUAAAUAAUAUAAUAACAUGUCAAACCAUUGCUUUGAAUAAAAAAUUGUAAAUUAAAUUGAGUUACAUAGCAACCGACUAAAUGAUUGUAAUUCUCCUGGCAGAUGAUGUACACUUGUUGGAAGCAAAAUGAGAUUUUAACACUUGGGUUCAUGACGUGUUUAGAUGGAUAUUCUUUUCAUAUUCGGUUUAUUGAUACUUCUGUGGUUAUCAAAGCAUCUCCUCUUUUUAUUUCAACCUUUUUCUACUAAUAUCCACAGCUGACCAUAACCCACACUUGAACAUUUACAUCUAAUAUUGUUUAUUAUCCUUUGGUAUAGAUUAAAGCCCUAUUUUAUGUCACAUGGUGAUCAAACACGUGGGGGGGUCAAACUGUUGCAACAUAUAGUAUCUCCCUUGUCUGUGAAUGUGUAACGGAGACAGAUAUUUGCCUUACCAUUUAUGCAGGACUGAAUGAUUACCUAGAGAGACAGAGCGUUAAGUGGGAGGAGGAAAAGAUGAGACAUAAAAAGACGGCAACAAGAAAAGAAAGCACAUUUUCUCAAACAUUUUGCAGCCACGGCGGGGGCAACAACAACAGUAUUAACAAGAACAACAAUAAGCACGACACACAGUAGCUAACAAGAGACUGUUCAUCCACAGUGCCAGACCUUAAGUGGUGCGUGGCUAAUGAUUCAACCAGACGGGGAAGGAGCAUUGGUGGCUUAUUUGCAGCGUACAUUACUCUUAAUUUUCUACUUGCUUGAUGAAAGAACGCGGCUGCGAGGCCGUGACCAAUGGAAUUACACAAAAUAUACUGCAGACUGCUAGCGUCAGAUUAUGACUCUUUCAGGGUGCCGAGAAGUAAUUUCCCUUAAACUCAUUGAAUCAUGUUGAAAUAAUUAUGUUUAAUCUCAAGAGGUCAAUUCAGAAAACACACAAGUGGUUGAAUUAAAGUCAUCUUUUCUUCCUGCAGGCGACACCGUCACUGCAAAUAUCUAUUAGCCAGUAACAUUCAUUCAAGGAUAUUUGCAUGUACUGUAUUUAGCUUCAUAGCCUUUCAUUUGUUUUAUCAUGCUGAGUUUUGGACUUUCUUUUGUUUUCAAGCAAUCACCCAGUGGUGGUUGAGGUACAGUAUGAAUAACCAUACAGGAAUAUUUAGUGACAGAAGGCUGGAAACUUACAGUGCAUGUAAAACGGCUGUGUUGGGAUGCCAUCUCAUCAAGACGCUGCAGUGUUACGUUAGCCAUCCACACCAAGUUUUCUUAGGAACCAAAGUUAAAAUUUAUGUUCUCAUGAUGAAAUAUUGAUGUUGUUCCAUGUAUGUGCCUUGAGGUUGAACUUACAAUGUAAAGUCCUUGAAACCUUUAAAUGUUUUUGCACAAACUGUAAAUACUUAAGUGAAGCUUUUUGAAAAUAAAAGAGCCAUUGGA
Molecule: messenger RNA, 7603 nt
Organism: Centropristis striata (black sea bass)
Lineage: Eukaryota; Metazoa; Chordata; Actinopteri; Perciformes; Serranidae
Gene: flrt2
Product: fibronectin leucine rich transmembrane protein 2
Exons: 2
Coding region: 1027-3009 (660 amino acids)
Molecular function (GO): protein binding
Source: RefSeq, a predicted model, not a curated record